AUAAAUAUAUAAUUCCUGUAUAUAUACUAAUUUAAGAGUUAUCUGACAUAAAGUGAUUGGAUUAAUGAGAUAUAUUUGUAAAGCAGUCGAAAAUGUGUUCAUAUAGUCAGAGUGCCAACUAAUCGGAUUUUUAUUCUUCAAGUGUUUUGUUUUCGUUUCCUUGCAAGUUGUAGAACAAAUUAUUCCAGUAAAUUGUAUUUCUCCAUAUGGAAAAUUCUAUCCAACGAGCGAAAAAUGGAACUCAUGUUAGCGACAUUAUGUUUUUCGUUCAAUCGACCUUAAGCUAUUUUUCAAACAUAUAAAAUUUAAUUUAAACUUAUUUCACCGCUACCGGGAAUUUUAUUUUCGAUUAAUGCACAAGUAGUCUAACAGUUACCUCUACUGCAACAUAAAUUAAUGAAAAGGGAAGAUUUCAAUUGUUCCAUGAAUGAGAAAUGAGUAUAAAUAAAUUAUUCUUAUUUAUCUGUUGUAUGUAUGUGGGUUUGUGUGCGUGUUUAUGAAAAAAUUACCUAUUCUACGAUAUAAAUUAAUAAGAAAAGUAUUUUUGUGUACCCUACCCUACUUCUAUACGAUUCUCAUGAAUUUAAAUAAGACAUACUGGUUUCCAUGACUCUUAUGCAUGUGUGCAUAUGUUUUCUCAUAUAACCAUAUAUAUGUAUCUUCCGCUAACCUGUUCUUUACUUCUUUUAUUAUUUCAGUGAUCCUAACAUAUUAAAUUAUUUUACAUCCCUCUUGUAAAAUGGCGAUGAAACAAUCGUACGUGUGGAUGUGAAUUUCCGGAAUUUAUGCCUCUGCAGUUUUCCAUCGAUUUUCAUCUUGCGCCAACAACAGACUGGGGAUGAAAAGCCAAACAUAUAAAACGGAUUUGAUAUUCAAAAAAUAUGCAGAAACAAGAAAAAAGGCGCGAACUGCGCCUAAAGCGAUUCUGGCGCUCGCCAAAAACAACAUCCUCGGAGGAUUCGAAUGGCUAUGAGAGCCCGACCCGAACAAAACCAGCCAGUGAUGCACAGCGUUUCAAUCAUCUGCACUACACCAGCCUCUCCCAGGGGUCGGGCACCACCUCAUCCUCCACUGCGGCAGCAGCAGCUGCAACGGGCAAUGGAGCAUCGAGUAGCAACAAGCCAUCCUGUUCGCUGCCGCUGCUGCAGGUGUGGCCCAGCCAGGACUCACCGCGCGGCGAAGCGGAUGGCCAAUCUUUCAUCUUUCCCGCCAUUGUGGAGACAACUGUCGGCAGCACCAAUGUUGCAUCUACCAGCAGCAGCAGCAACAACAACAACGACAACAACGACAGCAACAAUUCCGGCUGCAGACGCAGCAACAAUCACCUGACACUGAGAACAGAGCGGCGCAGCUCCUUGUACUGUGAUACCCUGCACGCAGGCGAUUCUGGCAUAGAUUCCGUGCAGGCAUCGCCCUCACCGAACGCGUUUAUAACGCCACCGGGCGUACAUGGACUGCCCAGUGGCCAAACGGGCGGCGGAUCAUGUCAUGUGUCGCCGACCAGCACGCCCACGCAGGGCUCACCAAAUCUGUCGCUGGGUCGGCGGCACAUGCGGAACAGCAUCUGUGUGGUGUCCAGCGGGGGAGGUGCCAAUUAUCGGCGGAAAUCCAGUGCGCUGCUGCAUCCUGAUCAUGCGCGUCUAUUUGCGCUCCGAAUGAAGCAUGCGGCGGCCCUGGAGCGAGCGCAAACCUCACCGGAUCAGACAUCCAUUGAGGAUGCAAAUGAGUUCCAUGACAAUGGGCUGGCCACCAAUUUGCGUUUGUGCUCGGCCUCGUCGUCGACGACGUCGUCGCUGACAUCCGUGGCAGCGGUCAGCCUGGGCGGGGGUGUGGCAGCUGCUGGUGUGGGUGGCAGUGGGUGUGGCAGCAGUGGCGGCAUUGCCACCGCCAGCAGCGGCGCCUGCUCCUCCUCCGCUUAUGCUGUCGGGGCGGCGGGCGCACAGCAGCGAGUCUCCGAUCCUUGGCUGCAGCCGCAAUCCGAUCGUGACUCGCGACACGGACAUCAGCACGAUGGACGGCGGCGUUCAUCGACAAUGACCGCCCGUUAUUCACUCUUCGAUGCACUCGAUCUGGAGUACGUGCUGCUCCGGGCGGCGGCGCGCGGCUCUGUGGGUCCCUACUCGCUAAGCGAGUCCAUACACAAAUUGACCUUCACACAGUCGCUGGCAUUUCCAGCGCUGGCGCGCGGUCUAGCCACCAAGCGCCGGAGAUCGGCUACGCACACCAGUUCCAGGCCGCUAAAUCCGCACGAAUCGGGCUUGAAUACGUGCGCAAAGGUUGUAACCGCUGUGGUCCUGGUGGCCAUAUCAUUUAUGGUAUUUUUGAUUGUGUACAAAUUCGUGCGCACGUGAGGUUUGCUCCUGGCCCCGACGCCAGACUUCUCCGUCACAUAUCAGACGAGCCCAAGCAAUGGAGUGGAUGCCUCCACCUCAUUCUUGUUGUCGUCCACAACGGCGGGUCGCAGUCUGGGCAAACAUUUGUCGGGGUUCAGGAACCAAUUGGGCCUCAAAGAGGCCGACUUUGAGUAACACUCAGCGGAAAUUGUAAAAUGCAGUAACGAAAAAUUUGUGAUAAACUUUUCAAAUGAUAUACAAAUUUCCACACACACACCCACACACACACAUACACAAACACAUACAAAAUUAAAAAAACAAGGCUUAAAACUAGUAAAAGUUAAUCGCUUGCAAGAGUUUCAAUUGCAGUAAUAACAUUAUCAUAAAUGAGCAUUUUAAAUUUAAUUAUUUUUAUAUCAAUAAACUGUAAGUGCUUCAACUCGCUGCUAAAAACGCGCGUGCGCUUCAAAAUCGCUAGGAAAACGCGCAGGCGUUACUUUUCGCAUUUCUUAGCGUAGGAAACUUAUUUACCAUCAAUAUAUUCACUUCAUUGUUUAAAGUGCCUAACUAACUAACUGUUGAGCUAUAAAAUGUUUGAUUUCAAAAACGAAUUUACCAUUUUGAAAGUUCCAUUAUAAAUUGACAGCAGGUUCGAUAAAAAGUUUAUAAAGCAUUUUCUAGUCAAAACAAUUUUAAUCAAAUAUUUCGUACGUAUAUUUCGAGUUUCAAAAUUGUGCUACAGAUGCAACAUUUUUAUUUAUGCUCUUAUAUAUAUUUAUGUGGUUCGAAAUUGGAAGAAUUGGUGAGUUUUGCUAUU
This is a messenger RNA of Drosophila novamexicana, 3150 nucleotides long. RefSeq names its product homeobox protein 5. The record is from RefSeq and is a predicted model, not a curated record. Bases 882 to 2351 code for a protein of 489 amino acids. The transcript is spliced from 4 exons. Lineage: Eukaryota; Metazoa; Arthropoda; Insecta; Diptera; Drosophilidae.